Melanotaenia boesemani (Boeseman's rainbowfish) is the source of this 4367-nucleotide messenger RNA. It is a transcript of the gene il23r, whose product is annotated as interleukin 23 receptor. NCBI's taxonomy places the organism in Eukaryota, Metazoa, Chordata, Actinopteri, Atheriniformes, Melanotaeniidae. Bases 1417 to 4083 code for a protein of 888 amino acids. Gene Ontology annotation, molecular function: cytokine binding; cytokine receptor activity. The transcript is spliced from 20 exons. The record is from RefSeq and is a predicted model, not a curated record. Gene Ontology annotation, biological process: cytokine-mediated signaling pathway; positive regulation of tyrosine phosphorylation of STAT protein. Gene Ontology annotation, cellular component: signaling receptor complex; CRLF-CLCF1 complex; external side of plasma membrane.
CAGCAACUACGGGAGCAUACGAGACUUCCUCAGUCAGAAAGUAGAUAAGCACAAGAAAGACCUGGACCACAACAAUCCCCGGGACUACAUUGAUACUUUUCUAAUAGAAAUGGAGAAGGGCACCAUGGUCCUCCCUACACUGAACUUGGUCCUACACAAUGAGUCCAUGUGGGAAACUCCACACACCUUUAAUCCUCAACACUUUCUGAGUGGUAAAUUUACGAGGAGAGAGGCCUUCAUUCAUUUUUCUGCAGGGAAGUGAGCGUGUCUUGGGGAACAGCUGGCCAGGAUGGAGUUAUUCUUCUUUUUCACCUCCCUCCUUCAGAGAUUUUCAUUCUCAGCACCAGUGGGAGAGCAGUCUAGUUUGUAUUCAAACAACUUUUCCCCAAACUCUGUGAGGAGCCACAAGCAUGAGCAGCCAGACGAGCUGUGGGUGAAAUCUGCAAUUCUGCCAUCUUUCUUAGUUAAAAGGUAAGUUUGUUUUCCCUUCCUCCCUUUUAAACGGCAUAAAGUUUAACAGUCAAUUUAGGAAACAAGGUAAGCUACUGUGUAUUUUAAAGCUUCUGAUUAGAAUAAUGACUUUUCUACAUCAUGAUAAACAUUGACUGCAUCAGUACAUUUAAGAUUUUUGGUUUAAAUAAAAACCUCAUAAAAGCUUGUAACAGUAGAAAUAAAGGUAACCAGGUUGCGGUGAAGCAAUGUUUUGCUCAUUUUUCUAUAAACUGACAGUCCAUGCUGGGUUAAUGGGUUAGUUAUUUGCUAACAGCAGCACACUUUCUGAGAGCAAAUGCUCUGUAAUGUCAUGCUUAAAGUCAACUGAAGCUUUGUAGUGACGAAAAACAGGAGGCUGAAGUGGGCCACAGAUGUUCCCAAACUAAACUUCAAAGUUUCUGCUUUACCACCAAAGUAGGUCAAUGGCCUCUUUAGAAUAAGCAACUCACAUUACAAAAAUCACUUUAGUCAGAUGCAUCUCACGAAGCAGGUUCUCUGAAGGAGAAAGACGUUUGCUGAGACUUCUUUAGAAAUCCAUUCUGGUGAGUUUAAUUUGUUCUGGGUUGUUGGUUCUGAUAGAAAAAAAAGGAAAAAAGUAAUUGCGUCAUUUUUGUUUUCAGGAUGUCAUUUAGAAUCAGAUUUAACACCAUUUGUGUUUAUCAAAACAUCAGUUUUGUGAGCAGAUCAACACAGCGAGGAACAUCUGUUCUCUUAUCUGACACGGUGCUUUUGCCAAAGUUGAUAUGAUGAGUGUAGCGUGCGUUUCUGGAAAUGUCAUCACCCACAACCUUGCUCUGAAAAUGGUGAGAAGAUAAAGUAAAAAGUGAUCCUCCUCCUCAUGUUGGCCAGAACACCGUCUUACUCCUGAGCUCUGAUGGCUAAGCUGCUGAGUUGGUUCUUCCAGUUGAAGAGACCAGAGCUGAGAUGAAUCUCCCCUUCACCGUUUGGAUAUGCAUUAUUCUUCUUGCUUCUUCCUUCAAACGCCUUCCUUUGCUCCCUGCUGACUGCCUGCACUUCAUCCCACUUGGCAAGCUGGCAGUGGAACCAGGUCCGCUUUUCCUUCUGGGCUCAAACCUGACAGUGUACUGCCAGGUCAAUGAAAAUCAAAAAAGGUCCAAAUUGUCCCUGGAGCUGAAUAAGGAGAAUGUGAAACUAUCAAAGAGAAUCAACAGCACCACAACAGUAUUCUUUCUACCCCAUGUAUGGAUGCCACAGUCCUCAGUGGUCUGCAAGAUGAAGCGUGAACAGCUGUCUGCUCUGAGUGUUGUCAAUGGACUAAAUCUACGGGGCGGGCUACCUCCAGAUAAACCUAAAAAUAUCAUCUGUGAAACAACACGGACCUCAAAGGGGAUACGGUGCUCAUGGCAGAGAGGAACGGAAACUCACCUGCCUAAAUCCUACAGUGUUUCAGUGAGCAGUAAAAAUGGAACCCAAAUACACUUCAAUCAAACCCGGGAAGCUGAGGAAAUCACCAUACCACGAGCAGUCUUAGACGAGAACACUAAACACCUGUUGAUGAUCACUGCUUCCAACCACUUUGGGGCAUCGCAGUCUGAUCCAUUUGUCCUCUGUGUGAAAGAUAUAGUAAUACCAGAGACCCCUCACAUUAUUAAUGCAGAGUUUGAGACCAAAUCCAUCGCAGCCAUGUUGCACUGGGAAACUGCUGAGUCUUCUGUGCGUCUUGUGCCCUGCAUCAGAGUGCAUGCAGAUAAUGUCUCCUGGGAAGAACGAGAGGGCACAGAACUCAGUGAGGGUCUGAUCCGAGUGGACAACCUGAGGCCUCUGACUGAAUAUGAGUUCCAGAUGAGGACAUGUAACUCAACAUCAGCACUGGCAUGUACCAACGCACCCAGCUUUAUAACUAACGACAGCCAAAGAUCGCUCUGCAGCAAAUGGAGCCCAUCUGUGAAGACGACCAGCCCCGGAAAAAGUCCAUCACAGCAGCUGCAGGUGUGGAGAAUCCUAUCAGACCCGGACCAAAAUGGGAUGAGGAUUAUUACUGUUUUGUGGAAGUCUCUACCUCCAGAGGAUUACAGUGGUGAUGUUCAGCAUUACAAGAUCUUUCUGUCUAAUAGCCAUGAGGAGACCUGUGGUGCUGCUUCCCCCAAGUGUUCAGUUAAGGUACCAGCAGGGGUUCAGGCUCUGAAUGUCUGUGCAGUAACUUUAUAUGGGAUGUCUCCACCAGCUAAUGUGGAACUAAGACACUCAGAUGUUUUGGGACCUCAUCUGUAUAAGUUGGUUCCUGCACCUAAUGGUGAUGCUGUGCUAGUCUCCUGGUUGUCGACAUUUGGAGCAGAAAUGUUGUACUAUGUGAUCGAAUGUGCAAGUGUACCUGCAACAACGCUGCAGUGGAAGAAGCUGGCGAAGGAUGCUAGAAGCACAUCGUUCACAGGUUUGACAGCAGGUGUGAGGUAUAAUGUCUCUUUGUAUGCUGUAACCACCGGAGGUGUCAGUGUUCCAAACUCCAGUCUUAUCUACUCCAGAGAACAGAAGCCAGUUUCAGGGCCCAAUGUGUAUGUCCUUUUCCAUGAGGCUAGACGGAUCCAGAUCCAGUGGGACGAGCUGCCUGUAGACCAGCAAAGGGGAUUCAUCACAAAGUACACCAUCUAUAUGCAGACACUAGACUCCAGCAAAACAGAACUUAAUGUGACAGUUUCUGCAUCUAGCCUAAGACAGAUGUGGCUGGACUGCCCUGAAGGAGCUCUGGCUCUGCAGCUGACCAUGUCCAACUCAGCAGGAGAAGGACCUCGAGGAAGACUGAUCUCCUCUCAGGGUGCAGCUCCUGCAGUUGACCAGGUGAUUGUGAUUGUGUUCCUCCUUACGGUCUUCAUAAUGAUUGUUGUGAACCUGAUGUGCUGGAGCUGUGUGCGGGAAAGGAUUAAACAGAAAUGUAUUUCAUGGGGCCCGGCAUGGCUUGUCGAAAACUUACCAAAACCAGGACACAGUAAUGCCAUCAGACUACUGGAGGAUGACAGAACUGAGCCAGUAUUCUCAUCCACUGACAGUGAUCCUCCAUUGUCCCCCAUCAGUGUGAUCUCCCAGGAGGAGAGGGAUGAAGUGUAUCCCAUCAUUCACGUCGAAAUGUCUCAGAUUGGAUCAGAACAAACCAGAGCAGAAACACAUACAUCAGUGACAGAUACUGGGACAAUCAUUGUUGAACAUUACAACUACAAACCCCACAUUACUGCCUUGAUUCCCCCAGUGGAGGAGGUAAAGGACACAGAGGAGAUGCACAGGGAUGUUCCAGCAGAGGAAGAUAGUGUAUUCAAAGGAUUACUGAAACUGUUAAGUGUGGAUGUGGAUUUUUCUGAUUCAUCUCGGGGUCUGACUCUCGGCUCUGUCACCGGUUUUUUGUGGCCUAAAACUGCUGAAACAAGUCUCUUGCAUAAAGUCCUCUUACAAGAGAGGAGAGGGAGUAAGGAACACGAAGAGGCAGAUUCUCUCUCUCUGGAAUUACAGCAGGAUAAUAUCCUGACUCCUCACACAACUGAAAGUUGCUUUUCUCAAUAUGCAGGUGAGGCAACACUGAAUGGAGGUUAUUUUCCUCAGGUAGCAGCUGUCAGCACGACUGUACUCGAAACACAAAAGUAGCAGGGACAAAAAGAGCAAUGCAAACUGCACUACUAAACCAAGUCUCAAAAAGCAUUACAUAAGCACCACUGUCACACUCGCAGUGACUUUUAGUUAUCAGAUGAAAAAACGUGCAUCAUAUUAGCUCUAAUUCUAAUCAACACUGUCAACGAUGAAUUUAUUAAACAAAUAAAAGUGUAUAUAUUGUUUGUCUGGGUUUGGUUUAUAUGUAUUUGCAACAGGGUAAUACAAUUAAAAUGUAUGUAAUCACUGUCAAUGUACUUGUGUGAAUAAAUGGAAACAUA